AUGUCAGAAUUAGACAGUGAAAUAAUGAAUAGAUUUGAAGCUAAUCUUAAAUUUGUAAAUAAUAGAUACGAAAUAAGUUUAAUGUGGAAGGAUGAAAAAAUGAAAGUGGAGUACAAUAGAAUAGCUAGAAGGCGUUUCGAUGAAUUAAAUCAUAAAUUCGACAAAGAUCAUGAAUUAUGCAAAAAUUAUAGAGCUAUUGUUUUGGAACAAGAAAAUAGGGAAGUUGUUGAAAAAUAUCCUUAUAAAAUAAUUGAAAAUAGUUAUUUUAUGCCUCAUAGACCAGUUUUAAGAGAAGACACUACUACAAAUGUUAGGAUGGUAUUCGAUGAGUCUUCCAAAGAAAAGCAUUUAAACUCCUUCAACGACUAUUUAUAUCCAGGACCUAAUCUUAAUCCAAACAUACUUGAUGUAAUAAUGCAUUUCAGAACAUUCAGUGUUGCAUUUUGCACCGACAUUGAUAAGGCGUUUGUGCAAAUUGCGAUUACUGAAAAUAAUCAGAAUUAUUUAAAAUUUUUAUGGUUUAGUAAUGAAAAGGCCAACGUUGAAUUUUUUAGGUUUACGCGUGCACCCUUUCGUGUAACUUGCAGUCCUUUCAUAUUGGCAGCUACAGUUAAACAUCAUAUUCGAAAAUAUAAUGAACAUCCCAAAGUUGUUAAGAUUUUAGAUUCUUCUUUGUUUGUAGAUGAUUUAAUAACGGGUUCGAAUUCUGAUGAUAAAGCUUUCUAUUUGUCGUCAACAGCUUCAACUAUUUAUAAAGAAGCAGGAAUGAAUUUGCAGAAAUUUAAUACUAAUUCUGUUCAUCUUAGAAAAAUGUGGGAGAAAAAUAAAUUAUGUGAUUCACGAGAAAAUUCGAACAAUAGAAUAAAAGUAUUGGGAUUACUUUGGGGUACCGUUUCGGAUACUUUGCAUUUUGAGAUGCAAUCUCUUCCUGAUAGCUGGAAAUUUAAUCCAAUUAAACUAGUUGCUGUCAAGGUUAUGUUGAAAAUAUUUGACCCUAUAGGAUAUUUUGCCCCUUUUUUGUUCGAAUGA
Molecule: messenger RNA, 1029 nt
Organism: Stegodyphus dumicola
Lineage: Eukaryota; Metazoa; Arthropoda; Arachnida; Araneae; Eresidae
Source: RefSeq, a predicted model, not a curated record